AGAACUUUUAGUGAAUCAAAACAACAGUUAGUGCCGCCGAUUUCCACUCUCACCACUCUACACGACGCCAUGGCCAUAUCAAUGCAACUGAACUCGAACUGAGACAGUAACAUGUCCAUGAAACUUCAGUAACACGAUGAUGCAUCUCAAGAAGGUGCAAACCAACACCCUUUUAUUCCUUUUCUCAUCAACCAGGCUCAAAACCUUCCACCCUACCCCCAUCACGAAGUUCUCCUCCCAACUCCAUAAAGAUUCGAUUUUGAUCCCACCCACAAAGACCCAUCUCUAUGUUUCAUUCUUCUGCACCCUCGUUCGUCUCUACUUGAAAUGUGGCAGGUUCUGUACCGCCUCCGAUGCUUUCUUUCGCAUGCGUAACCUUGGUCUGGUUCCCUCUUUGCCAUUCUGGAAUAAGCUUUUGUAUGAAUUCAAUGCCUCUGGUUAUGUUUCUCAGGUAAAAGUUGUUUAUUCCGAUAUGUUGCUUUGUGGGGUUGUGCCUGAUGUUUUUAGUGUCAAUGUUUUGGUUCAUUCGUUGUGUAAAGUUGGUGACUUGGACUUGGCUUUAGGAUAUCUUAGGAAUGAUGGUAUUGAUAUUGAUAAUGUUACUUAUAAUACUGUUAUUUGGGGAUUCUGUGAGAAAGGAUUGGUUGAUCAGGGUUUUGGUUUAUUGUCUGAGAUGGUUAAAAGGGGUUUAUGUGUUGAUUCGUUCACUUGUAAUAUACUAGUUAAGGGUUAUUGCAGAGUUGGAUUGGUUCGAUAUGCUGAAUGGGUCAUGUACAACUUGGUUGAUGGUGGGGUUUCAAAAGAUGUUAUUGGUUUGAACACUUUGAUUGAUGGGUAUUGUGAAUGUGGGUUGAUGAGUCAAGCAAUGGAUUUAAUGGAGAACAGUUGGAGGAGUGAUGUCAAGAUUGAUAUUGUUACUUACAAUACGUUGCUCAAAGGUUUUUGUAAAACGGGUGAUCUUACCAAGGCUGAGUGUCUUUUCAUUGAGAUUUUGGGAUUUCGGAAAGAGGAAGAUCAGUUGAGAAAUAAUGAUGUUGUAACUCGAAAUGAGAUAGGAAAGUUGCGGCCGACACUUGUCACUUACACAACACUGAUUUCUGCAUACUGUAAGUAUCUUGGAGUUGAAGAAUCGCUUUCUCUGUAUGAGCAAAUGAUUAUGAAUGGAAUCAUGCCGGAUGUGGUUACUUGUAGUUCUAUUCUUUAUGGACUCUGCAGGCAUGGUAAAUUAACUGAGGCGGCUGUUUUGUUUAGAGAGAUGUAUGAAAUGGGUUUAGAUCCUAAUCAUGUGUCGUACUCUACAAUUAUUAAUUCAUUGUUCAAAUCAAAGAGGGUUAUGGAAGCUUUUAAUCUUCAAAGCCAAAUGGUUGUUCGGGGCAUUUCUUUUGAUAUAAUUAUGUGCACAGCUAUAAUGGACGGACUUUUCAAAGUUGGGAAAUUGAAAGAAGCCGAGGAAAUGUUUGAUACUAUUCUAAAGCUGAAUCUUGUUCCAAACUGUGUCACUUAUUCGGCAUUGGUUGACGGGUAUUGCAAGUUAGGAGAAAUGCAACUUGCAGAGUUGGUGUUACAAAAAAUGGAGAAGGAACGUGUUCCUCCAAAUGUUGUUACCUUUUCUUCGAUUAUAAACGGAUAUGCUAAAAAAGGAAUGCUUGGUAAAGCAGUUGAUGUAUUAAGGGAGAUGGUCCAAAGGAAUAUUAUGCCAAAUACUAUUGUUUAUGCAAUUUUAAUUGAUGCCUAUUUUAGGGCAGGUGAGCAAGACGUUGCUGCUGGUUUCUAUAAGGAAAUGGAAUCACGUGGAUUGGAGAAAAGCAAUAUCAUAUUUGAUAUCUUUUUGAACAACUUGAAAAGAGGUGGGAGAAUGAACGAAGCUCAGUCGUUAAUUAAAGAUAUGCACUCCAGGGGUAUUGACCUGGAUAUCGUUAACUACGCUUCCCUAAUAGAUGGCUACUUUAAAGAAGGAAAUGAGUCAGCCGCACUUUCCAUUGUCCAGGAAAUGACAGAGAAAAACACUCGGUUUGAUGUUGUUGCUUACAAUGCUUUGAUUAAGGGGCUUCUGAGGCUGGGGAAAUAUGAACCUCAAUAUGUUUGUUCAAGAAUGAUAGAAUUGGGCUUGGCUCCAGAUUGUGUUACAUAUAACACUAUAAUUAAUACAUACUGCAUAAAAGGUAAUAUAGGAGAGGCUUUGGAUCUCUUGAAUGAGAUGAAGAGCUACGGGAUAAUGCCAAAUGAAGUCACUUAUAACAUUCUGAUUGGCGGGCUUUGUAAAACCGGUGAAAUUGAAAAGGCAAUAGAUGUUUUAAACGAAAUGUUGGUUAUGGGGUUUGUACCUACCCGAAUUACUCACAGGUUUCUUCUUAAAGCGUCUUCAAGGAGUAAAAAAGCAGAUGUGAUUUUGCAAAUUCACAAGAAGCUUGUAGCCAUGGGCCUCGAACUCAACCAAACUGUGUAUAACACACUAAUCAUUGUAUUAUGCAGGUUAGGUAUGACUAAAAAGGCAAAAGCGGUCAUUGAUGAAAUGGUAAAAAAUGGAAUUUCAGCUGAUUAUGUUACUUACAAUGCCCUUAUUCGUGGUUAUUGCACAAGCAGUCAUGUGGAGAAGGCGUUUGAUACUUAUUCACAGAUGUUGGUUGAUGGAAUCUCUCCGAAUAUUACUACUUACAAUACCCUUUUAGGAGGUCUUUCAAAUGCUGGUUUGAUGAGAGAGACAUAUAAAUUAGUUAGUGAGAUGAAGGAAAGCGGAUUUGUCCCAAAUGCCGCCACUUACGACAUAUUGGUUUCUGGCCAUGGUAGAGUUGGAAAUAAACAAGAUUCCAUUAAACUUUAUUGUGAAAUGAUAACCAAAGGUUUUGUUCCCACUACAGGAACCUAUAAUGUGCUUAUUAGUGAUUAUGCUAAAGCGGGAAAGAUGCGCCAAGCUAGAGAACUUUUGAAUGAGAUGCUGACAAGAGGAAGAAUUCCUAAUUCUUCAACAUAUGACAUUCUAAUCUGUGGAUGGUGCAAAUUAUCAUAUCAGCCAGAGAUUGACUGGGCACUUAAACUGUCAUACCGAAAUGAGGCGAAAAUUUUGCUGAGAGAAAUGUGUGAAAAAGGACAUGUGCCAUCUGACAGCACCCUCUUGUUUAUCAGUUCCAAUUUUUGUAUACCAGGAAAAGAGGCUGACGCGAGAAGGUUGUUGAAGGUAUUUUCCCAAAAGAAAAAUGUGUGACAGAUGAUGUGAAACAGAAGCUACAAUCAAUCCUAAACCCUAAACCCUAAUAGGUCCAAGUGUGUGAGGAUCCUGUGAGAAAAUUGAGAUGCGGUGGACCAAUGUUAAAAUUUUGUAGCAUAACUGUGGUCAAAUGCUACCAGGAUGGCGAAAAUAUAGCAAUCAGUGUACUGAAUUUGAUCUUAAACAAAUUUUUACGGCAACUAUGAUAAAUACGGCCUAUUGAUGAAAUUUCCAAAGACUUUGUUUUUUGUGAUUUGACUUGAAGGGACCAAAAAAAAAGUAUCAGUCGGUGGUGUAUGAAGGGAAGGUGGUGUUGAGUGAGGUAGAUAUACACCCAGAAGGCCAAAGGGAAUAACAACAAGGACUACCAUGUGAAGGAAAUCCAAUCUAAAUUACUCAGUUUUCUCAACCCAGUGAGAGGUGUCCACCACUUUCUGUGCUUUACACUAUUACCUCUUGUGGUGUUUGCUUCAAUAUGGAGUAAAAGACACGGCAUCUGAAUCAGCCCUCUCACUUGCCCUCCUUAUGUAUGAGAGAGAACAAGACUGCUGUUUUGCCGCUGUUUGAGGAAGAAUUACAUUUGGUUGCAAUGCAUUCGCAAAAUGAUGACAGACCGUGUUUCUGGGGAUUUAUUGUUACCAAGGGACUUUAUAAUCCGUUCAUUGUGAUGUUAAAUCUCAGAUGUUUGGGUAUAGUGUUCGACCUGGAUGAAAUGAAACACUUAUUGUAGCAAACACAAAGCGCUCAUUUGAGGAUAUAAAUAAUUGAUUCACUCAUGAGAAAGAGUAGAUCCACCACAUAUAUCUGGUAUGCAGGCAGAGAUCAAGCGCUAUCAGAUGACAAGAGUAUAUUGAAGCAGUAUGCUGAAAAUGAUCAGGUAGUUGAUAAUGGUAAAGUGAUAAAAACUCAAUCUGAGCUUGUUCCAGCAUUAUCCGACAAUCAUCAGCCCUUAGUUCGACCACUGAUGCAGUUACAUGAUAAAAGCAUUAUUUUGACAUGCAUCAAUCCGCAGAAAUGAUGAAAAGGCACAUUCAGCCGAAGAGAGUAUGGACAUACACCGUAAGCUUAAGCACAACAAAAAAGACUUCAAAUUUGAUCCAUUUUUCUAGUCUGAAUUUAUGGCACAUUAUUGUAGUAACUAUAAUUUUCUACUUCCAAUUAAAAGUUUGUGUUUGCUUUUGUUGAUCUCUUGUUCCAAAUUCCAAUGCAGUGCAAUGCUGAAAAACUGAUGUUGAAGUUGCAACUGGGGAGCCUCACAUAUUGUACUCUAUCAGAAUGGACAUCAUCAAUGCAAUAUCUGUUGGAUGUUGUCUGUAUUCUCCAAUCUAAGAAGCUAACAUUGUUUAAUUUACUGAAUUGUUUAUAAUAGUUACAAUUUAAAUGUUUGAAUUCAAUGCAAUUUAGUUUUGAUAUAUAAUUCAGAUAAUUAUACUUUUGCA
This is a messenger RNA of Lathyrus oleraceus (garden pea), 4644 nucleotides long. RefSeq names its product pentatricopeptide repeat-containing protein At5g14770, mitochondrial. The transcript is spliced from 3 exons. Gene Ontology annotation, molecular function: protein binding. The record is from RefSeq and is a predicted model, not a curated record. NCBI's taxonomy places the organism in Eukaryota, Viridiplantae, Streptophyta, Magnoliopsida, Fabales, Fabaceae. Bases 137 to 3202 code for a protein of 1021 amino acids.